GGCCACCCUGGCAGGUCCGGUAGUGUCAGCCCUUGCUUCGUCAGCUGCUGUGGCUCCCCAUGGCUUCCCAUGGCUUCCAGGAGCCUAGCAGUGCAGUGUUUGGCGUUCAGAGCCCUUCAUCACACACACCCCCACUUCCUCUUCCUCCCCCUUAGACUGAAGCGCUGCGGAGAGAAGGGAGGGAAGACCUCGGGAGCCGCCAUGCAGCGAUCGAUAAAGUCGUUUUUCCAGCCUAUGAGUGGGGACAAAGUGAGGAAGCAGGAGGAGUCCCCCAAAAGCAGCAGGGAGAGAGAGCCCGCCUCCAAGACUGCCCUGAAAGAGAGGAAUGCCGUAGAACCUGAGAGUGAGUCCCCCGUGAAGAGGCCUAUGAGGAAAGUGCCCCGAGUCCUGGGGAGUGAAGGCGAGGAGGAGGACGAGGAGGUGGUCCCGACAGCCCCCCGAGACCAGAAGCCGAGCGUCCCCUCCCCGGCCACUUCUCCAACCAGCUCCGACCCCUCCCCCUCAGACUCCUCGCCCUGCAGCAUCUCCCCAGCGGGGAUCCCAAAGCGUCGGACAGCUCGGAAACAGAUGCAGAAACGUAAGCUACAGGAGCUCACUGAGGACCAUGAGGGCAAAGAGCCCAAGAGGCUUAAGAGGGAGGGAAGCGAGAGCACACAGGGAAGAAGCCAAGAGCCACCCACCCUGAUACCCGACAGACAGCCGGUCCCCGAGCCCGCGGGGGAGGCCCCCAAGCCGCAGGGCACUGCAGAGGAGGCGAGGCGAGGCCCGGAGCCGAAGGCGCCCACCCGGGCACCCAAGGCCUUCAGCAGCUUUUUCACCCCCCAAAAGCCAGCGACAGCAAAGCAGGACCCAAAGGAGGCAGCGGAAGAGACGUCCAGGGCGCCCCCAGACCCCGCCACCUACGACCCUUCCAAGAGCGGCUAUCACCCCGUGGACGACGCGUGCUGGAAACCAGGGCAGAGGGUCCCCUACCUCGUGGUUGCUCGGACAUUUGAGAAGAUUGAGGAGGUCUCUGCUCGGCUCCGGAUGGUGGAAACUCUGAGCAACCUCCUGCGGUCGGUGACCGCCCUGUCCCCCGCAGACCUGCUCCCCGUCCUCUACCUGAGUCUGAACCAGCUGGGCCCACCCCAGCAAGGCCUGGAGCUCGGCGUGGGGGACGGCGUGCUCCUCAAGGCGGUGGCCCAAGCCACAGGGCGGCAGCUGGAAGCCAUACGGGCCGAGAUGGCAGAAAGGGGGGACGUGGGGCUGGUGGUAGAGGCCAGCCGCAGCACCCAGCGUACCAUGCUGCCUCUGCCCCCUCUGACGGCGUCCGGGCUCCUGGGCAAGCUCCGAGACAUCGCCCGCCUCACGGGCGGCGCUUCCACAUCAAAGAAGAUCGAUAUCAUCAAAGGCUUGUUCGUCGCCUGUCGCCACUCAGAGGCCCGCUUCAUUGCCAGGGCCCUGAGUGGGCGGCUGCGCCUGGGCCUCGCCGAGCAGUCGGUGCUGGCUGCGCUUGCCCAGGCCGUGACCCUCACACCCCCCGGCCAAGAGUUUCCCCCAGCUGUGGUGGAUGCUGGGGCCGGCAAGCCAGCAGAAGCCAGGAAGACUUGGCUGGAGGAGAAAGGCAUGAUCCUGAAGCAGACCUUCUGCGAGGUGCCUGACCUGGACCUGAUUGUCUCUGCCCUGCUCAAGCACGGGCUGGACCAGCUGCCCCGGCACUGCCAGCUGACCCCAGGGGUACCCCUGAAGCCCAUGCUGGCCCACCCCACCCGCGGCAUUGGGGAAGUGCUGAAGCGCUUUGAGGAGUCUGCCUUCACGUGUGAAUAUAAGUAUGAUGGGCAGAGAGCACAGAUCCACGUCCUGGCAAACGGGGACGUGAAGAUAUUUAGCCGGAACCAGGAGGAUAACACGGGCCGGUACCCGGAUGUCAUCAGCCGCAUCCCAAAGAUGAAGCGUCCCUCGGUCGUCUCCUGCAUCCUGGACUCAGAGGCCGUGGCCUGGGACCGGGUAAAGAAGCAAAUCCAGCCCUUCCAGGUGCUCAGCACGCGCAAACGCAAGGAGGUGGAGGAGGCCGAGAUCCAAGUUCAGGUGUGCCUGUAUGCCUUCGACCUCAUCUACCUCAAUGGGCAGUCCCUGGUCCGGGAGCCGCUGUCCCGGAGGCGGCAGCUACUCCGGGAGAACUUCGUCGAGACAGAGGGCGAGUUUGUUUUUGCCACGUCUCUGGACACGGAGGACACUGAGCAGAUUGCCGACUUCCUGGAGCAGUCUGUGAAAGAUUCCUGUGAGGGCCUGAUGGUGAAGACCCUUGAUACCAAUGCCACGUAUGAGAUUGCCAAAAGAUCCCACAACUGGCUCAAGCUGAAGAAGGAUUAUCUGGAAGGCGUUGGGGACACUCUGGACCUGGUGGUGAUCGGGGCCUAUUUGGGCCGGGGGAAACGGGCCGGACGAUAUGGGGGCUUUCUCCUGGCUGCCUUCGAUGAGGACAGUGAAGAGUUCCAGGCCAUUUGCAAGCUGGGCACGGGCUUCAGUGAUGAAGAAUUAGAGGAACAUUACCAAAGCCUCCAGGCCCUUGUGAUUCCUGCUCCCCGUUCCUACGUCCGGGCUGAAGGGGCCGUACCCCCUGACCACUGGCUAGAACCAACCACUGUAUGGGAGGUUAAAUGUGCUGAUCUCUCUGUCUCCCCAAUUUAUUCAGCAGCCCGAGGGUUGGUGGAGAGCGACAAGGGCAUCUCCCUGCGGUUUCCCCGAUUUGUCCAAGUUCGAAAAGAUAAGAAACCAGAAGAGGCAACCUCCAGUGCCCAGGUGGCCUAUUUGUAUAAGAAACAGCAACAGAUUCAGAACCAGCAGGAUUCCGAAUCCCCGAACUUUGAACCUGAAGAUUUCUACUAGGUCGUCCAGUCCUACCUGGGGGAGCAGAGCAAGGGUGCCACUGUUUACUCAAUAAAAUUUUGGGGCUACA
This is a messenger RNA of Vombatus ursinus (common wombat), 2938 nucleotides long. RefSeq names its product DNA ligase 1 (gene LIG1). The transcript has 26 exons. Gene Ontology annotation, cellular component: nucleus; mitochondrion. Lineage: Eukaryota; Metazoa; Chordata; Mammalia; Diprotodontia; Vombatidae. Gene Ontology annotation, molecular function: DNA ligase (ATP) activity; DNA binding; ATP binding. Gene Ontology annotation, biological process: Okazaki fragment processing involved in mitotic DNA replication; DNA repair; lagging strand elongation. The record is from RefSeq and is a predicted model, not a curated record. The coding region runs from base 70 to 2868 and encodes 932 amino acids.